UCACAGAAAUCUCGACCUCAAUAUAUAAAUAUUUAGGGUACGACACGAUUUAGUUUAGUAUUCAUUUCGGAGCAAGAGAAGGGAUAGGAUGCAAUUAAUCGCCUUUAUAGCUGUUCUUCUGGGGGCGGUUUCUGCCCAUCCGUUCUAUCGGGAUUCCUUCCCUAAUGGUUACUCUGUGCCUAACCCCUGUGGAGGCGGGAUAUGGGAGGCUGUAGGUCAUUAUGAUCCUAAUCAUCACACCAUAAACAAGAACAGAUUCGGGCAGGCAUUCUCCGCCGCCGGUCGCACUUGGACCCAAGCCCUGUGCAUGGCGGACAGCGACGGCGACGGCAAAACUAACGGAGCGGAACUCGGGGAUCCGACCUGCGUCUGGGUGCAGGGUGGAGUGCCAGCCGGCCGUGCCACCGGACAUCCGGGAAUCUGCGAGCCAGUGGGGUCUUGCGGAGACGGGUUCACUUGCAACUGCCAUGGCGCCAAUUGUGUUGGAAAAUAAGCGUCCGCAUAAAAAAAACUGCAUUGUCUGUUAUGGAAUUUUUGGAUACAUCUGUAAUAAAUGUGCUAUACGCAAUUCUAAAAAAUA
Dreissena polymorpha is the source of this 580-nucleotide messenger RNA. RefSeq names its product temptin-like. Lineage: Eukaryota; Metazoa; Mollusca; Bivalvia; Myida; Dreissenidae. The transcript is spliced from 4 exons. Bases 89 to 493 code for a protein of 134 amino acids. The record is from RefSeq and is a predicted model, not a curated record.